Messenger RNA from Lactuca sativa (garden lettuce), 1490 nucleotides. RefSeq names its product actin-97. Lineage: Eukaryota; Viridiplantae; Streptophyta; Magnoliopsida; Asterales; Asteraceae. The record is from RefSeq and is a predicted model, not a curated record.
AAUCGGUUUCAUGUUAUAAUCCCUCCAUCGUUUCGAUUCAAUUUCGGGUUCCGUUGAACAUUUCAUUCCGCAAUUCCAUCCCUCUCUCUCAUCUCCCCCCUCAUAUCAAGCCAUUUUUCUAGGUUUCCCUCAGGUAGCAUAACAUGGCGGACGGUGAGGAUAUUCAGCCACUUGUCUGCGAUAAUGGAACUGGAAUGGUCAAGGCAGGGUUCGCCGGAGAUGAUGCACCACGAGCUGUGUUCCCAAGUAUUGUCGGUCGUCCCCGUCACACUGGUGUGAUGGUCGGAAUGGGCCAAAAAGAUGCGUACGUCGGAGACGAAGCUCAAUCCAAAAGAGGUAUUUUGACCCUAAAAUACCCAAUCGAACAUGGUAUCGUUAGCAAUUGGGAUGACAUGGAGAAAAUCUGGCAUCACACAUUCUACAACGAGCUCCGUGUUGCUCCUGAAGAACAUCCCGUUCUCCUUACCGAAGCACCAUUGAACCCUAAAGCCAAUCGUGAGAAAAUGACACAAAUCAUGUUUGAAACAUUCAAUACUCCUGCUAUGUAUGUCGCAAUUCAAGCUGUUCUUUCUCUCUAUGCUAGUGGUCGUACAACCGGUAUUGUCUUGGAUUCCGGCGAUGGUGUGAGUCAUACUGUUCCGAUCUACGAAGGUUACGCUCUUCCACACGCCAUCCUCCGUCUUGACCUCGCCGGACGUGACCUUACCGACGCCCUAAUGAAGAUCUUAACCGAACGCGGCUACUCUUUCACGACAUCAGCAGAACGUGAAAUCGUUCGAGACAUGAAGGAGAAGCUCGCCUACAUCGCGCUUGACUACGAGCAAGAGCUGGAGACUUCGAAGACAAGCUCCGCCGUGGAGAAGAGCUACGAGUUGCCCGACGGGCAGGUGAUAACGAUCGGAGCCGAGCGUUUCCGGUGCCCGGAGGUUCUUUUCCAGCCUUCGAUGAUCGGAAUGGAAGCUGCUGGUAUUCAUGAAACUACUUACAAUUCCAUCAUGAAGUGCGAUGUGGAUAUUAGGAAGGAUCUGUACGGAAACAUUGUUCUUAGUGGUGGUACGACUAUGUUCCCUGGUAUUGCUGAUAGGAUGAGUAAGGAAAUUACCGCUUUAGCCCCGAGCAGCAUGAAGAUCAAGGUCGUGGCCCCACCGGAAAGGAAGUACAGUGUCUGGAUCGGAGGCUCCAUUCUUGCAUCCCUCAGCACUUUCCAGCAGAUGUGGAUAGCGAAGGCGGAAUAUGAUGAGUCUGGUCCAUCAAUUGUGCACAGGAAAUGCUUCUGAUUUUAUAAAAAGGAGAUGUCGUAUGCUGUUUUUCAAGUUCACAAAAUUUUUAAAUAUUUUUUCCGCUCGCCUUUUCUUUUUCGAUAUAUGAUUACAUACAUAUAUGAUUUUUGUGAAAUUUGGUUGAGAUCGAAAAGACGAUUGAUGUAUUUUACUCGUUCCAUGAUUCUUUGAUUUGAAUAUUGUUUUAGAAUUGAAGUAUUUGUUCCUCUC